CAGUAAAGGUCCAUGAUAAAAGCCAGCCCAGCUCCUCACUCUCUCAUCCACUUCUCUUGCCUCCAUCUCCUUGGGAGUCAGGUUCACCUCCAGCCCCAAGUCAUGUCCUGCUGUGAUCAGUGCCAGCCCUGCCAGCCCUGCGGCCCGACCCCGCUGGCCAACAGCUGCAACGAGCCCUGUGUCAGGCAGUGCCAGAACUCCACUGUCAUCAUCGAGCCCUCCCCUGUGGUGGUGACCCUGCCCGGCCCCAUCCUCAGCUCCUUCCCGCAGAACACUGUUGUGGGCUCCUCCACCUCUGCUGCUGUUGGCAGCAUCCUCAGCUGUGACGGAGUGCCAAUCAACUCUGGGUGCUGUGACCUCUCCUGCAUCACCAGCCGCUACUGUGGCAGAAGGUGCCCCCCCUGCUAAAGAUGCUGGCAAUGGCCUCCGAUAAGGACUCUAGGAACCCAGAAGAUGCUGCUGGACAGAGGAUCAAAAUUCAUGCUGUUGU
Harpia harpyja (harpy eagle) is the source of this 490-nucleotide messenger RNA. Its product is annotated as feather keratin Cos1-1/Cos1-3/Cos2-1-like. The record is from RefSeq and is a predicted model, not a curated record. Bases 13 to 408 code for a protein of 131 amino acids. The transcript has 2 exons. Gene Ontology annotation, cellular component: intermediate filament. Gene Ontology annotation, molecular function: structural constituent of cytoskeleton. NCBI's taxonomy places the organism in Eukaryota, Metazoa, Chordata, Aves, Accipitriformes, Accipitridae.